AGACAUACUGUGCAACUGUAAAUGCAGACAAUCUGGCUCCAUUUUCAAUAUGUGUGUUGUUAUUAUAUGACUGAUGAGAGAGAAGAACCGGAUACCGAGGUUAACUAUGCUGCGAAAAGAGUCUUUGAAAAGUAAGGGGGAGGAGGGAACGGACAGGUCACCUUUUUGGUGUGUUUUUCACAAAAGAGAGCGCGUUAACACUGUUUCUGCUAGAAGCUUCAAUCCCCUCCUCCUUCUCCUCUCUUUCUCUCUCUCCACCAACGGUGAUAUUGACAUGAGAAAGCUUUAACCACUCAACACCUCUCUCUCUCUCUCUCUCUCUCUCUCUCUUUUUCUGCAGAAAGAAAGCAGCAACAUGGUGGGUUUUCUGAAAACCAAAUGCGUGUUUCCUAUUCUCUGCCUCUGUGUCUUCUUCCUUCCCACGCUCUGCUUCCAUGCGGAGACCUUCUCCUUUGCAGGGGAGGUGAGUUUCAGCUUCGUUGUUCCACAAAGGAAAGGAGAAGAGGUGAGUCGUAGUUUGUUUGACACGGAGAGGAGGGUUUUGGCAGAGAUUGCGCCUUCUCCAGGGGAGGCUGUGAAGGAGAACAGCUCGUUCAUCCUUGCUGCGAAUCGAACUUACAGGAAGGACCCAUUGGACGGCUUCAAACGCUACAGUGGGGGAUGGAAUAUCAGCAGCAUUCAUUAUUGGGCUUCGGUUGGUUUCACCGCAGCCCCACUCUUUGCCAUCGCUGCUGCUUGGUUCGUGAUCUUCGGUCUGACACUAUUUUUCGCUGUUUGCUGCUAUUGCUGCUUCCCCGAGCGGAGACGUGGCUAUCCUUAUUCCAGAACGGCCUAUGCUCUAUCCCUCUUCUUCCUCAUCGUUUUCACCAUCGCUGCCAUCGUGGGCUGCGUGGUGUUGUACAACGGGCAGGGCGAAUUCCACAGCAGCACUACAAGUACCCUCAAUUAUGUCGUUGGUCAGGCGAAUCUCACAGUGAGCAAUCUGAGAAACUUUUCCAAUUACUUGGCUGCUGCCAAGACAAUUACAGUGGAUCAGGUCUUUCUUCCUGCGGAUGAUCAGAAGAAAAUUGAUACAAUUCAGACCAAGCUCAAUUCCACUGCUAAUGAUCUUGAAUACCAAACAAAACAGAACUCUGAUGGUAUUCGGAAGCUUCUAGACUCCGUGCGGCUUGAGUUGAUUAUUAUUGCUGCUGUGAUGCUCUUGUUGGUGUUCCUGGGGUUUUUAUUUUCCAUACUCGGACUGCAAGCUCUUGUCUAUAUCUUGGUGAUUGUAGGAUGGUUGCUUGUUACUGGUACGGUGAUCUUAUGUGGUGUAUUUCUUAUACUCAACAAUGCUACCUCAGAUACGUGUGUUGCAAUGGAUGAAUGGGUCAUGCACCCAACUGCUAAAACUGCUCUGGAUCACAUACUCCCUUGUGUUGAUAUUGCUACGGCCAAUGAGUCUCUUUAUCAAAGCAAGAAAGUUACCUACCAAAUGGUUAAUGUUGUCAAUCAGGUCAUUAUGAACAUCAGCAAUCAGAAUUUUGUUCCUUCUCUUUCUCUAUUUUAUUAUAACCAAUCGGGACCUUUGAUGCCCACUCUCUGCAAUCCUUUUACACCUGAUAUGAUGGACCGGCAAUGUGAAGCUGGUGAAGUAGACUUUGACAAUGCAACACAGGUUUGGCAAGGAUAUGUGUGCAAGGUUUCAUCAUCUGGAAUAUGCAGCACAGUCGGCCGAAUCACACCAUCCAUCUAUACUCAGAUGGCAGCAGCAGUCAAUGUGAGCUAUGGCCUGUACCACUAUGGCCCAUUCCUGGUGCAGUUAGAGGAUUGUUCUUUUGUCCGUGAUACAUUUUCUACUAUUAGCAAAACCAAAUGCCCUGGCCUGCGAAAAUACAGCGGUUGGGUAUAUAUUGGCUUGGUCAUGGUCUCUGCAGCUGUGAUGGUCUCCUUGAUUUUCUGGGUCAUAUAUGCUCGAGAAAGGCGACAUCGCAAGUUCAGUAAACUCCCUUAUCAGAUCCCUCAAGGACGGUCACCAAGGAAGGCUCCAUAGGUUCGACAUAAAAAGCCUAGGAAUUUAACACCAUUGAAUCUGAAAAUGCAAGGUCGAGGGCAUGUACAUAUAUAUUUGCUUCAGUGUGAUGGGUGCUGAGUUGUAGGUAUAAGAUGUGUAUUUUACUGUACCUCAUCUUCCUUUCAUAGUGUGCAUUAGAUAGUAUCUGUCCGUCGGACGAAGUCCCUGUGUCUGUCCUGUAAUGAAUGGUGUGGAUGCUGUGCUCAAUCUUGUGGUAAUCUGGAAGAUUAUGGCAACUUUGGACA
Nymphaea colorata (pocket water lily) is the source of this 2298-nucleotide messenger RNA. RefSeq lists its product as uncharacterized. Bases 356 to 2032 code for a protein of 558 amino acids. The transcript has 9 exons. Lineage: Eukaryota; Viridiplantae; Streptophyta; Magnoliopsida; Nymphaeales; Nymphaeaceae. Gene Ontology annotation, cellular component: plasmodesma; plasma membrane. The record is from RefSeq and is a predicted model, not a curated record.